Molecule: messenger RNA, 3851 nt
Organism: Esox lucius (northern pike)
Lineage: Eukaryota; Metazoa; Chordata; Actinopteri; Esociformes; Esocidae
Product: immunoglobulin-like domain-containing receptor 2
Exons: 9
Coding region: 635-2440 (601 amino acids)
Biological process (GO): pancreas development
Cellular component (GO): membrane
Source: RefSeq, a predicted model, not a curated record
UGGUUUAGACAGAGUGACGUUGUAGGAUUUGUUUUGAAAGUAAAAAAAAUCAUACAAAGCACUUACUUUUAGUUGUGUUUACUAUUAAUUACGCCGAUCAAUCUAGUCCUGUUAAUUCUAAUUUGUUAAUGCAAUGAAUAACAUUAUGAAAUGGAAUAACUGUAUUUAAAUACAUUUAUCAAAUUUACAUUUUUAUAAGGAUAAUAAAGUGGAGAAAAAAAGUGGACUAAUGUCUCUGGAUUCGUUUUUAAGUUUUUUGAUUCCAUAGAAUCUCAGCAGAAAUCCAGACGCUUCAACCUAAUUUUAUAGGUCAACCCCCAGUUGCAGUUGGUUAAAGAUUUUACAAGUAAUCUGUAAAGACUAGUGCAGGUAGUGUUUUGACUCUCAUAUCAAUAUCUAAAUAUUUGCUUGUAACAAUAUAUUAUAAUUAUUAUGAUAUUAUUUUAUUUCGUUUUUGAAGUGCAUUUUGAGCACACCCGCUUGUGAAGUGGUAUACUCCCCUCGUCUGGAGUUGACACUUCGCCUCUCCGAGUUUAUUCUUGUGCGCACUCGGCGGACCAAAGAAUGAGGCGAUUAACGGGCAGGAUGAAAUUGUGGAUUAUUUCUUUCUGUAUGUGAAACUUUUAUCUGAAAAAUGAACUGGCUGUUAGGUCGAUGGAUUGUUUUGUGCGUAACAGUGUGCGUGUGUGGGACGGUGCAGGUAACCGUUCAUCCGAAGGAGCGCUACUCCACCCUGUUCCAGUCGGUGGUGCUCCAGUGCCAAUACCAAACGCGCUCCACCCAGAUGCCCGUGGUCCAGUGGUGGUACAAGUCCUUCUGCCGGGAGCGCACACGGGACGCCUUCACCUUCCCGGAGAGCCUGGCGGCGUACGGGUCCGAGGUGGGCGCCGCGGACCAGACGGAGUGCUCCGACAGCAGCCGCACGGUGCGCAUCGUGGCGUCGGGGCAGGGAGCCUCCAUGACGCUGGCGGAGCACUACAAGGGCCGCGACAUCGCCAUCGUCAACAAGGCAGAUCUGCGUAUUGGGGAGAUACACUGGGGAGACAGUGGUGUGUACCUCUGUAAGGUCGUCAUCGCUGACGACCUUGAAGGGCAGAACGAGGGCCAAGUGGAGCUGCUGGUGCUGGCAGGUAGGACAAAUGUUCUAGACGAUCUCCUGCCAGAGUUUGAUAUGGAGAUUAUGCCAGAGUGGGUGUUUGUGGGAUCUGUGUUCCUGGGCAGCAUCCUGUUCCUCUUGUUGAUGGGGAUCUGCUGGUGUCAGUGUUGUCCGUACUCCUGCUGCUGUUACCUCCGCUGCUGCUGCUGCCCCGAUACCUGCUGCUGCCCCCGCCACCUCUACGAGGCGGGGAAGAUGGCUAAAAGUGUCCAGCCCCCCCAAAUGGCUGUUUACCCUCCAUACUACAUCCCAGGAGUCCCCACAAUGGUCCCCUUUGCCCCACCCUCCCUCACGGACCCAAAGCUGGUCUCUGUCCCCUCCGUGGAAAACAACCUGGCUGGGGCCAGCAGCCUAUCGGAGCUCAGCUCUCUGCAUGAGGGAGGGGACAACGACUUCCGGCAGACCUACCGGACGGUCCAGAUGAAGGCUCUCCCACCCAUCGCCGACCUUGACGACCAGUCGGUACUCACAGCAGCUCCUGUGCACAACAGCCGCCGCCCAAGGCAUUACCGUGGCAACCACAGUGAAGACGACUUAGACAGCAGGUGGAACCCGCGUUCUGUGCACCUGGAGAGGAGAACGUUGGGCACCAGGGGGCGUACUGGCUCUCUAGACGAGCUGGAGGAGUUUGCGAUGUCCUACGGCCCCCGCGCUGGCAGGGCCAAGACCCAUGACCUUGACCUGGAUCUGCGGGGGCCAGAGCCCUACCCCCCUUACCAGGACCAUAGCCCGCCCCGCCGUUUCCACGGAAACCGGGCUGAAGACUGGCGCCCCCGUCGCAGCCCCCCUCCCUCACCGCAGAGGAGAGACACGUGGGACAGCGACCGCCCCUCGCGCCCCGAUCGGCCGGCCCACGGGGGCUAUGACGACGCCUACCUCAACGACCUGCUGGAGCGCAAGGCGAGGGCGGGGUCAGGGGAGAGGGGCGACAGAGGGAAGGGGCGGGCCGAUGACGACAGUGACACUCCUUCCAAAGGCAGCUCGAAGGGCAAGGGCAGCGACAGUUAUUACAGCCGGUCGCCUAGCCACCGGCCCGAGGAGGAAGAUUCUUUGCCCCCGUACUCCGAGCAGGAGUCGGAGAGAUACCGGAAGGCCCACCCGACCAUUGAACGUUACCGCACGGUUGAUCCGCUCGCAGAGCGUUACCGGACGACUGACAAACAACCGUUUUCCUACACCCGGGCCGCUACAGGGCCGACCCACACUGUCCAGGGGGUCAGAGAGGACAGGGACAACAACCGAAGCAUGGCCCCUGCUCUGAGCAGAGAUUCUCUCAUCGUCUGACACUCCCGAGACAACUCUACCCCGCACAGCACCACAGCACUGACCGCAGUGAGAAAUUGCGCAUCGCUCACUAAAAGCCUCCAGUCAUCUGCUUGGGAGAGACUAACCAGGCAUAACCCAUCCAACAACCCCAGAGAGAUGUAUCCAGAUCCAAGGAUCCUGUCCACUGAGGGACAGAAUCACAAAGACACUAUGGAAAACUGUUAAUGUAUCGAUUCAGGAACAUUUGGACAUUGUUUUGUGUGUGUGUGUGUGUGGUUGUCGAGCAUGCAUACACACCCUUUUAGCGAACUCACAAUGCGAUAUUAUUGCGAUAUAGGUGCUGAUUUUGUAUAUAUGGAUGGAUGGUGAUUUUCUCAAUUCUGUUUUGCAAUAUGAUAGUGAUUUUAUUGUGAAUCAAUGUUCAUAACAUUGACCAUCAUAGGUCCACUUUAGAGGGAAGAGUGGAAAUGAGAGCCAUGGGAAAAUAAAUGUUUGAAUCAGUCAGGGAAGUAAACUUUCUGAAAACAAAUAAAUUCCCUAUUUGAAAAGAAUGUAAAGAAUAAAUGUUUAAAAGUACAAGUAGCAAAAUAUACAUAUUGUCCAAGCAUUAUUAGGUUAUUAUACAUUGUCAAAGGCAAUCUAGCAAUACGUAACCAUUGAUAAAUUCCCCCAUCACCAGUAUGCAUUUGUGUGAAUGAAUAUGGAUACCUACUUCCUGGUUUGUCAUGUGAUCUCAACCAAACAUUCCACUGAGCAUUGACCUCCACGGCAUGAGGACAGCUCAACUGCAUGGAGACAGUUGCACAGCAAUGGGGACAGCUCCAAAAACGUUCCCCUGAUAGCAAUAAUCCUAUUGGGGCUGUUGGUAAGAAUAAAUAGGUAUUGAAUGAUUGAAAAGAGCUAGCGGAAUAAUCAAAACAAACUGUGUAGGAUUGAUUUGAGAAAUUCAAAACAUCAGCGUCAAUAUAACGGAUCCUCCACCAGUCAGCAUCGCACCCUUAUCGCACGGUAGGAAAUGCACAUAGGUUUCAACUAUGUUGAAAUGCAUAAAAUGUCAACUCAGGUUCACCUGCCUUUCAACGUGUGUGUGUGUGUGUGUGUGUGUGUGUGUGUGUGUGUGUGUGUGUGUGUGUGUGUGUGUGUGUGUGUGUGAGUGCGCGCCCGUGUGUGUGCUUGUGUGUGCGUGUGCAUGUCUGUACUGUACCUGCUGAGCUUGAAUUUUUGUUACAGAUUUGCAGUUGCACUGUGAUCUUAAUUGUUUUUAGCCUACAGUAUUAGCUGAACCGGCACUUGAUUGGAGACUGUGCCAUUCAGCCGGAGUGGAUGUUUAUAUUUGACUUGUUUGACAAUGAUGAUUUUUAUGUAAACACUUGUUGCUUAUCUCAGAGUGCCCCAGCAGUGUAAUUAUUAAAGCGUUAUUCUGUGUGUA